Messenger RNA from Penicillium chermesinum, 3201 nucleotides. RefSeq lists its product as uncharacterized. Gene Ontology annotation, biological process: intracellular protein transport; endoplasmic reticulum to Golgi vesicle-mediated transport; vesicle fusion with Golgi apparatus. Bases 1 to 3201 code for a protein of 1066 amino acids. Gene Ontology annotation, cellular component: Golgi stack; ER to Golgi transport vesicle membrane; endoplasmic reticulum. The transcript has 5 exons. The record is from RefSeq and is a predicted model, not a curated record. NCBI's taxonomy places the organism in Eukaryota, Fungi, Ascomycota, Eurotiomycetes, Eurotiales, Aspergillaceae.
AUGUUCCGAAUCCUUGAAUCACAGGCCCCGGCCAAACAAACGGCCACAGAUACUAUCGACAUCCUGAGCAAUAGGCUCCAAAGCGCCACGUUGUUAGAAGAUCGACGGGCUGCCAUUCAAGGCCUACGGAGCUUUGCGAAGCUUUAUCCCGCGUCCGUCGCUUCCGGAGGACUGCGAUCAUUGAUCAGCACCUUGCGCAAUGAUGGCGAGGAUGUGGAUACCACUAAAGUGGUCCUUGAAACCCUGUUGAUGCUCUUUACUCCUGAUGAGUCCAGUCCCGAAGCUUCGGAUGAAAUUGCCCUGUGGUUGGCAGAUGAGUUUACCCAGAGGCAAGACAACAUCACAAUUUUGCUAGAUCUUCUUGAGACACGAGAUUUUUAUUCCCGGCUAUACUCUCUCCAAUUGAUGUCCCACAUCUCCGGUGCAAGACCCGAACGAACACAAGAGUGUAUAUUAACGGCCCCGCUGGGUAUUUCACGGCUUGUGAAUGUAUUAACGGACUCGAGAGAGCCAGUUCGUAACGCUGUCGCUAUACCUAGGCCGGAUCUAAUGACGUCGUCUCAUCGAUACGCAGAGGCCCUAAUCUUGCUCAUCGCCUUGACGCCUGCUUCAGAAGAAUUGCAGAAGCUCGUUGCCUUCGAGAAUGCCUUCGAAAUUCUCUUCUCCUUGAUCGAUGCGGAAGGUUCGUUAACGCUUGGUACCGAAGUCGUCGAAGACUGUCUCUCCCUUCUCGCACAUCUCCUGAGGUACAAUGUUUCAAACCAGUCAUAUUUUCGGGAGACAGGAUGUGUGCCAAAGAUCACAACGCUAUUGAUCGAAUGCCAACUUGAGCACGAGGGUGAGGAAGCUACACCGCAAUAUACACUUGUUCACCGUGACAAGAAUGUUUGGGGCCUUUUGACUAUCAUUCAACUGUUUUUAAUCCGUGGCGGAAAAGGAACUCCCAGCAACCAGACAGCAUUCUGGCAACAUGGUGUCACUGAACAGGCUCUCAGUAUUGCCUUCGGCCAAAGAUUCAGUGUCAGCGUUACGUCCAAAGCUUUGGCGACCUGCGCUGACCUUAUUCGUGGAAAUUCUCCCCUUCAAGAGAGGUUUGGUGAUAUUGAAGUUGUAUGGGGUUCGCGGAAACCUCAAGACCCAGCCACCAAUGGAACAGCUGAACCGGAGCGCAUUAAUGUGAUCGAGGCAUUCUUGAAGCUGAGCUUGGAACCAUCGCCCAACAAUCUACUGGAUGCACGUUUGGCAGCUUGUGAAUGCAUGAAAGCGUUCUUUGCUCACCAUCCUGGUAUUCGUAUGCAUGUUCUGCGUCGUGCAAUCGAGGGUCAUACUAGCGGGCAAGAUCGAAUCCCAAAUAUCAUUUCAGUCUUGCUCACUGCCCCUGAGUCGCGGGGCAAUGCCGAUCCUUAUCAAGUAUGGAUGGCGUGUGUGCUGUUAUUCCAUUUGAUAUUUGAUGAUUCCGAGGCAAAAGCGGCAGCCAUGAAGGUCACCGAAGGUGAUGCGGAGAGCGGUGAAGAAGUCGUUACCAGUGUUCAGUCUGUGGUUGGAAAUUUGAUCACUGGUCUGCAACGCGGGGACGAUGAAAGAAUCACCGUGGGCUAUCUGAUGUUACUUUGUGGCUGGCUCUUCGAAGAUCCGGACGUUGUCAAUGAUCUUCUCGGAGAGGGAAGUUCUAUUCAAACUCUCUUACAAGAGAUCAAGCAUCAACGGACCCCAAGCAGGCUGGUACCCGGUCUCUGCACAGCCUUGCUCGGGAUUAUCUACGAAUUUUCUACAAGAGAUUCACCAAUUCCCCGAGUCACUCUGCACAAAUUGCUUCUCGACCAAUUAGGGCGAGAGCAAUAUAUCGAUAAGAUCACGAAACUCCGCGAAUGUCCCUUGGUCCGCGAUUUCGAGGUGCUCCCGCAGACAGCUGUUGGACAACUGGAAGGGGGACUUCCCGAGGUAUUCUUUGAUCGCGCUUUCGUGGAAUUCCUCAAGGACAACUUCAGUCGUCUGAUUCGGGCGAUCGAUCGUGAACCCGGCUUUGAAAUAUCUGUUGUGGCAAAUGGAGUCGAAAAGGGCAUCUCGCGAGACCUUGUGGAUACCUUGCGUGCCGAGCUUGAAGACCGGAGCCAAUCUAUCCAGAAGCUGGAGAGCGAUCUGGUUGAUGUUCAGCGGAAACUCGAUCAGGAGCUUUCAGACCACCGAAAGACCAAAGAGUCAACCCAGCAGAGUCAGCAGGCUUUACAUUACUCCCAUGGACAAGAACUGUCUAGACUCGAAGAACAAUACCAACAGUCGAAGAACGAACUUCUCAAGCAGCAUAAUGAGCAGCUUCGUGCUAUCGAUAACCAGCUCAAGCAGGCUGCCGCCGAGUAUGAAACCAAGAGCGCCAAAGUUCGAGAACACCACGAGAAGGAGACAGCUGGCCUGCACUCUACGAUUCGCGGUUUGGAAACCCAACUUACCAAAUUGCAAGAGCAAUAUACUGGUGACAGUGCUGGGUUCCAGGAAACAAUCCAGAAGCUCGAGUCAAUCAUCACCCGUUCCAGAGAGGAUCAUGCAGCACAAGUGGCCGACCUUCAGCAGAAAUUGCAGAGCAUGGAGGCCGCACUUGCCUCGAGCAAGGGCGAACAUGACGCAAGCAUAGCCGACUACAAGGUCAAGAUUGAAACCUUAGAAUCAUCUCUUGCUACUGCUAAGAGCGGACAUGAAGCAAACAUGUCAGAUUAUAAGAAAACAAUCGAAAGCCUAGAGUCUAGCCUGGCUGCAGCCAAAAGUGAACAUGAAUCCGAGACAGCCGAACUCAAAAGGAAGAACGAUAUUCUUCAGUCCGAACUGAAGGAGAUAUCCGAGUUGGAAAAGCGCGCUUCGGAAGCCGAGAGUAAGGCAAAAGAGGCCGAAGGCAAAGCAAAGGAUGCGGAGAGCAAGAUUAAGGAGGCCGAAAGCAGAAGGAAAGAGGCCGAAUCAAAAGCUCAAAAGGAAGCCGAUGCACGCAAAGAAGUGGAAACACAGCUGGCGAAGGCGCAGUCUGAAGCCAAAGAGAAGGAGGAAGCGCGUAUCGGGACCCAGACUGAACUGGAUGAUUUGUUAAUUGUUUUCGGCGAUUUGGAGGCGAAAAGAGAAAAGGAUAAGAAACGCCUGAAAGAGCUUGGCCAAGAAGUUUCCGAAGAUGAGGAUGAAGAUGAUGAGGAUGAGAACGAGGAAGAUGAUGUAGAUUAG